UCCUUGAAGAAUUGGAGAUUUCAAACCGUUCUUUGGAACACCAAGAAUCUCGGAGGCAGUGUAAAAAAUCGUAUGCAAUCAGCGACGCCAACAAUUACUCUUCGCCUUAACGUUCGAAUCUCAGUUGGAUUACUUGCAAUGUUUCUUCUCAAGGCAUGGAGAUCAACUGCUUUCGGCGUUUAUGGGUACCUCAAUUUCACCAAAUCUGGCUUCUUGGGACACUCAAAGAAUUUCAAUCCAGAAGAUAUGUCAACACGAAUAGAUGGAAAGAAUUGCAUAGUGACCGGAGCUAAUUCUGGGAUUGGGUAUGCCACUGCUCAUGGUCUUGCAUCCAGAGGAGCAACUGUGUAUAUAGUCUGUCGAAAUAAGGAAAGGGGAGAAGCUGCUCUCUCUGAAAUUCAGUCGACCACCGGCAACCAAAAUGUUCACUUGGAGAUCUGCGAUCUUUCUUCAGUCAAUGACAUCCAGUCUUUUUCUUCCAGAUUUAAGGCAAAGGAGAUUCCCAUUCAUGUGCUGGUUAACAAUGCUGGCUUGCUUGAGAACUCGCGAGUAACGACAUCGGAAGGAUACGAAUUAAAUUUCGCUGUGAACGUGCUAGGGACUUACGGCAUUACAGAACUCAUGCUUCCGUUGCUAGAGAAAUCUCAACCUGAUGCGCGUGUGAUUACAGUAUCCUCGGGUGGAAUGUAUACAGCUCCCUUAACCACAGACUUACAGUUUAAGGGUGAGAAAUUUGAUGGAGUCGAACAGUAUGCACGCAACAAACGGGUACAGGUAGCAUUGACCGAAAAAUGGGCUGAAAAGUACAGCAACAAAGGGAUUGGGUUCUACACGAUGCACCCUGGAUGGGCUGAAACGCCUGGAGUCACCAAGAGUUUGCCUAGCUUUUCAAAAUCGCUCGAAGGGAAACUAAGAACGAGCGAGGAAGGUGCAGACACUGUUAUCUGGUUAGCUUUGCAACCAAAAGAAAAGCUAGUUUCGGGUGGCUUUUACUUUGAUAGAGCCGAAGUGCCUAAACAUUUAGCGUUUGCUGCAACCAAAAGUUCUCACGAUGCUAUAGAUUCCAUCGUAGCUACCCUUGACUCGUUCGGUAAUUUCUCCAUAUGAUUCUUUCAAGAACAAUGCAUAAUGAUUAGUGUGUUUGUGUGUAUAUAUACACUCAAAUGGAAAAAGCCAAAAUGUAAGUGGCUUUUUUGGAUGUUUAUGUAUGUUGUACAACCAAAGGGUCAUUAGCUAGCAGACAGGUAGAACCCAAUUUCUCAGGAGAUCAACGUGUGCUUUAAUAUCUGUUAUAUAUAAAUAUUAUAUACGUAAAAUACAUGUAUAUCAUGUAUAAAAAUAUGUUUAGAAUAUAAAAACAAUGCUUCACGUCAAUUGGUUACAAGUUUUUUACUUGUGUGAAUAA
Cynara cardunculus var. scolymus (artichoke) is the source of this 1405-nucleotide messenger RNA. Its product is annotated as dehydrogenase/reductase SDR family member 12. The transcript is spliced from 10 exons. The coding region runs from base 73 to 1107 and encodes 344 amino acids. NCBI's taxonomy places the organism in Eukaryota, Viridiplantae, Streptophyta, Magnoliopsida, Asterales, Asteraceae. The record is from RefSeq and is a predicted model, not a curated record.